Messenger RNA from Pelmatolapia mariae (spotted tilapia), 695 nucleotides. Its product is annotated as histone-lysine N-methyltransferase set-1-like. Gene Ontology annotation, molecular function: histone H4K20 methyltransferase activity; protein binding; transcription regulator activity. Gene Ontology annotation, biological process: regulation of transcription by RNA polymerase II; regulation of DNA damage response, signal transduction by p53 class mediator. Gene Ontology annotation, cellular component: polytene chromosome; nucleus. The record is from RefSeq and is a predicted model, not a curated record. Bases 64 to 633 code for a protein of 189 amino acids. Lineage: Eukaryota; Metazoa; Chordata; Actinopteri; Cichliformes; Cichlidae. The transcript is spliced from 5 exons.
UGACGAUAAUCGUAAUACUUUAUAUGCUUUGGUAAUACAGGCAAUCAAAACGUACAGGAGAACAUGCGAAGGAGACGCAUUCCUCCACGGGAGGAUGCAGUCUGUCAUGUUUCUGCUGGAAGGGACAAACUGGGACUUGAUAUCCACUACAUAAAUGCCUUCAAAGGUCGGGGCAUUUUCACGACUGUUCCAUUCCAAAAAGGAGACUUCCUUUUGGAAUACAGAGGUAAACUCAUAACAAAAGACGAAUGUGAGCGGAGACACAGAGUUUAUCAUGACAGCCUGAAGGUGUUCAUGUUUGAAUUCAAGUUUGAUGGAAAACUCUGGUGUGUGGAUGCAUCUCAAGAAGAUGGGUCAUUAGGCAGACUUGUCAACGACAACCACAUCAGUCCAAGUGCUAAGAUGAAAAUAUUAAAUAUCAAUGGAAAGCCCCAUCUAUGCUUAUUUGCAAGCAGAGACAUAAGUCCAGGCGAAGAAAUAGACUAUAAUUAUGGUGACUCGGAUUGGCCCUGGAGAUGCAAGACUGAGACCAGCCAGAUUCAGAAGACUGUGAGCUGCCUAAAGCCGCAACCAAACUGCAUUCCAAACAAUGAUCUGGACCUGAAACAUCCAGAGCCUGAAAGGUUUGUUUAGGGGUCUGGCACAAAUCCUGCCUUGCAAAAUUGUCAAAUCAGAAUUGUCACCAGUCAACACAG